GAGCGUUAAAGCCAAUACAUUUACAGUAAACAUCUAAACUAAUAUUUUAUAAUAAUAAUUUAAAACUAAUUAAUUAAAAUUACAAUAAACACCACAAUUAAAAAUCAUAUCAAAUGUCUUUUGACUCAAAUUUUGUGGUCAAUUAUAGUCUACUUAAUUGCGAUGAUCUUAUUAGAGUGCAAUACAUACCGACUCUGCCAAUGAUGCUCACAGAAAUGGGAACUUUAGGCACAGUCCUAAUUGUGAGCUCCGCUAUCAUAAGUGUGUUGAUUAGCCUAAUAUUUAUUGAAGGAAUGUUCAGAAUCUACCGAAACUGGUCUUUAAAGUCGUAUUGUAUAUCCGUCGCCACAAUUGCUGUCUUCCCGAUUGCAUCGCUAUGUUUUCUACUGUCACUAUUGAUGCCUCGCGCUCACGAUGUCAACACUACUACAGCCACACUCUAUCAGCCCUUAAGUUUGGUAUUGUUUUACAAAUUAGUAAUCAGUUAUUAUGGAAGAGAAGAAACACUAAAACAAACACUAGACGGCCAACUGAUGCCAUUGAAAGGACCGCCCUUUUAUCAACUUUGCAUUUGUUUUCCAACCACUUAUAUGAAUAGGAAGUUAUAUUAUUUGAUGAAAGCUUGUAUAUAUCAAUUAUUUAUGGCUCCCUGUUUCCUAUAUUUUGCUAUGGGGGUGGCCAGUAAAACGGGAGUCUAUGUGGCCGGUCAGUUUUCCUUUGAAAACGCCGCCAUAUAUAUCCUGGUGUUGGGCGGCCUUUCGUUUUGUGUGGGAAUAUACUCAUUGGAAAUAUACUAUAAGAUGACACAAACACUAUUACCCGGUUUCUACAUACGAAGCAAAUACUAUAUAUUGCAAAUGUAUUUUGUAAUAACAAGAUUUCAUGUCUUAAUAUUUGACGGUUUGGGUACCAAUGGCUUCCUUCCCUGUCGACCCCCCAUCUCAUCAUUUGUAUACGGACUUUAUUUAAGAAAUUCAUUGCUAUUAUUUGAGUCAUUAUUGCUAUCAUUGCUAUCGCGUUACAUAUUCCUGAGGUUACCGCCAAACCGUCGCUUAGAUAACUAUUGUGAAUCAAUGGCCGACUCUAUUACAUGACAAUCAAUUGUUCGCAAUGAUUACGGAACUCCCGGAGCUAUAAAUGCCAAUACCGUUGUCAAUGUUAGUCGUGUUGGCGAUGAAUCGGUCCCUGAAAUUGAUAACAGACAUAACGUCGAUACGUCCUGUCUUAACCUUAGUGUCCAAACUUUUGAUCCAAACGGUGACAAUAAUCAUAAUCAACAAUAUAUUAGAAUAGAUGGCAUCGAUACUAAUCAUACAAAAGACAUAUCAGACACUACUUG
This is a messenger RNA of Oppia nitens, 1339 nucleotides long. RefSeq lists its product as uncharacterized. Bases 114 to 1094 code for a protein of 326 amino acids. The record is from RefSeq and is a predicted model, not a curated record. Gene Ontology annotation, biological process: transport. NCBI's taxonomy places the organism in Eukaryota, Metazoa, Arthropoda, Arachnida, Sarcoptiformes, Oppiidae. Gene Ontology annotation, molecular function: transporter activity. The transcript has 6 exons.